Onthophagus taurus is the source of this 1702-nucleotide messenger RNA. Its product is annotated as tubulin gamma-1 chain. NCBI's taxonomy places the organism in Eukaryota, Metazoa, Arthropoda, Insecta, Coleoptera, Scarabaeidae. Gene Ontology annotation, biological process: microtubule nucleation; cytoplasmic microtubule organization. Gene Ontology annotation, cellular component: microtubule; gamma-tubulin complex. The record is from RefSeq and is a predicted model, not a curated record. Gene Ontology annotation, molecular function: GTP binding.
CAAUCAAAAUCAUUUGAAACGAUUCAAAUGUGCGUUCCAUCAGUCAAGUCAAUUAACCGCUUAAAUAUAAGAAAUCACCCAUUUUUGGAAUAUAACCGAAAUUUAACGCACUUUUACAACAAUAUAAUCGACUAAAAUCGCCGUAACAAUGCCCUGUGAAAUGAUAACACUUCAAUUAGGCCAAUGUGGCAAUCAAAUUGGUUUUGAGUUUUGGAAACGUCUCUGUGCUGAGCAUGGUAUAAAUCCUGAAGGAAUUUUGGAAGCUUUUGCUACCGAAGGAGCAGAUCGAAAAGAUGUAUUUUUCUACCAAGCAGAUGACGAACAUUACAUCCCCAGGGCAGUAUUACUCGAUUUAGAACCCAGGGUGAUCAACACUAUCAUGAACUCACCUUAUUCUAAACUUUAUAACCAAGAAAAUGUGUUUUUAUCUAAAAAUGGGGGUGGUGCUGGUAAUAAUUGGGCUGCUGGUUAUUCUCAGGGUGAAAAAUUAAACGAAGAAAUCUUUGAUAUUAUUGAUAGAGAAGCUGAUGGAUCUGAUAGCUUGGAAGGGUUUGUUUUGUGCCAUUCAAUAGCUGGGGGAACUGGAUCAGGGAUGGGUUCGAACAUUUUGGAAAAACUUUCAGAUAGAUUUCCUAAAAAAUUGGUGCAAACUUAUAGUGUGUUUCCAAAUCAAGAUGAGAUAAGUGAUGUGGUUGUUCAACCAUAUAAUUCUUUAUUGACCUUAAAACGAUUAACUAAAUCUGCUGAUUCUGUUGUUGUUUUGGAUAACACAGCUUUGAAUAGAAUUGCUGCAGAUCGAUUAAGGAUUCAAAAUCCUACUUUUACUCAAAUUAAUAGUUUGGUCAGCACAAUUAUGUCUGUUUCAACUGCUACAUUACGAUAUCCGUCUUAUAUGAACAAUGAUUUGAUGGGUUUAUUAGCACCAUUAAUCCCAACACCUCGCUUACAUUUCUUAAUGACUGGUUACACACCUCUUUCAACAGACACAGAUGAAGUAAGCGUUCGAAAAACGACCGUUUUAGAUGUAAUGCGGCGUCUUCUUCAACCUAAAAACAUGAUGGUUUCAACUACUCAAGAUAGAAACUCUCAACAUUGUUUUAUUUCGAUCUUGAAUAUCAUUCAAGGUGAAGUAGAUCCAACACAAGUUCAUAAAUCUUUACAAAGAAUUAGAGAAAGAAAAUUGGCGCAGUUUAUCCCAUGGGGCCCUGCAAGCAUUCAAGUUGCUUUAUCGCGGAAAUCUCCUUACAUUCAAACAGCUCACAGAGUCUCUGGUCUUAUGUUGGCUAAUCACACAAAUAUAAGCUCUUUGUUUGAAAGAGCGUUGCUUCAAUAUGAUAAAUUAAGAAAACGUGAAGCUUUCUUGGAACAAUUUCGUAAAGAGGAUCUUUUCAAAGAAGAUUUGAGUGAAUUGGAUGAUAGUAGAGAGGUUGUACAAGAUCUUAUCGAUGAAUACAUUGCUGCUACAAAGGAGGAUUAUUGUAAUUGGGGGGAGCUGUAAAAAACGAUUUCAAAUUCUUAUUUGUUGUGCCAUAUAUUAUUGGUUAAUCUCAACAUGCAGUACUUUUACAACUUUCUUAGUUAGUUGUUAUUUAUAUUUUUGUUACUUUUGAAUAGCUAUUACAGCAAUUGUAAGUAUUAGCAAUUAAUCUCAUUUUAAUGCUAUUUAGUUAAAAUAAAUUUUUGAUAAAUAAAGUGAAAAAAC